UUCCUACUCUGCUCCUAUAAAUUUUAAAACCCUCCUAACAUUUUCCGUCCUAAAUUUUUUAUCAUCUGAAAAGCUUUUUCUCCAAAAAACCAUACAAAUCAUUCCAACCGGAGACAAGAAGCCAUGUGUGGCGGUGCUAUCAUUUCCGAUUUUAUACCUCCGAGCGGAUCGUCUCGCCGGCUAACGGCCGACUUGCUCUGGGGAACCGGCGCCGAUUUCCCUGGUACCAAGAAGGACAUUAAUAAGAAGAAGAAUAAUAAGAAGAACACUAGCGAUUUAUACUCCAAGCCGCUGAGAUCUGAGGUCGUUGACCUGGAUGACGAAUUUGAGACUGAUUUUCAGGAGUUUAACGACCACUCCGAUGACGAAGUGGAGGAGCUGGAAGACGUCAAGCCUUUCGGUUUCUCUGCCUCCAAGCAUUCUGCCAUCCCCUCCCGUGGCACCAAGUAUGGAAAAUCAUCUGAUUCCAGUGAUGAAUCUGAAAAAUACUCAAAGAGAAAGAGGAAGAACCAAUAUAGAGGUAUCCGACAGCGGCCAUGGGGCAAAUGGGCUGCUGAGAUCCGUGAUCCAAGGAAAGGGGUCCGUGUCUGGCUUGGAACUUUUAACACUGCUGAAGAAGCUGCUAGAGCCUACGAUACUGAGGCUCGAAGGAUCAGAGGCAAAAAAGCCAAGGUCAAUUUUCCUGAUGAAACUCAAGGCUCUGCCUCAAGACGCCCUGUAGCUGUGAAUCCUCAGAAACUACAAGUCAAGGAAACUCCUGGUCCAGUUCAGCCCACUCUAAGUGAAAGCAUGACUUUCACAAGCAGCAUGGAAAAUGACUACUACAAUUCUCUGAAUCUUGUUGAAGAAAAACCACCAACAAAGCAGUUUGGCUAUGCUGAUGUUUAUCCUACCAUUGGAGAGAUGGAAUUCAAGUCAUUUCCCCAAUCUGAUUGUGCUAGCCUUUAUUUUAAUUCUGAUCAAGGAAGUAAUUCCUUCGAUUGUUCCGACUUUGGGUGGGGAGAACAGUGCCCAAAAACUCCAGAAAUAUCAUCCAUUCUCUCAUCUGCAAUAGAAGUGGAAGAAUCUCAAUUUUCGGAGGACACAAACCCUUCAAAGAAACUGAAGAGUUCUUUGGAUCAGGUGCCUGCUGCUGACAAUGAUAACAAGCUGUCUGAAGAGUUGUCAGCUUUUGAGUCCCAGAUGAAGUUCGAUCAGAUGCCUUUAUUUGAUGGAAACUGGGAAGCAUCUGUUGACACCUUCCUAAAUGGGGAUGCAACCCAGGGUGGCGGGAAUGCAAUGGAGGAUCUUUGGACAUUUGAUGAUAUCUCUGCUAUGAUGGGGGGUGUUUACUAAGCCUGCUUUUGGCCUUGUUGUGGCUUUCUGUAAAUAAGGCUACAUGUAUGUUUGUGGUGUCAAGCAUGCUUAAGCCAUGGAUGCUGUACGCACUUUGAUGAGAUUGGGAGUACAUAGGUAAUUAGGUUGCAUUAACCUUUCGUGACUCUUGAUUCAAGUGUUCUGAAUUUGAUGGUUGUAUGAAUGAUGAUGACUCGAUGAAGACCAAUGUUUUAUAAUACCUAUUGUUACUUAAAUUUGAACUCUUUCUA
Coffea eugenioides is the source of this 1586-nucleotide messenger RNA. RefSeq names its product ethylene-responsive transcription factor RAP2-12-like. Lineage: Eukaryota; Viridiplantae; Streptophyta; Magnoliopsida; Gentianales; Rubiaceae. The coding region runs from base 124 to 1335 and encodes 403 amino acids. The record is from RefSeq and is a predicted model, not a curated record. The transcript has 3 exons. Gene Ontology annotation, molecular function: DNA-binding transcription factor activity; DNA binding. Gene Ontology annotation, biological process: regulation of DNA-templated transcription; ethylene-activated signaling pathway.